Messenger RNA from Sus scrofa (pig), 5009 nucleotides. NCBI's taxonomy places the organism in Eukaryota, Metazoa, Chordata, Mammalia, Artiodactyla, Suidae. The record is from RefSeq and is a predicted model, not a curated record.
ACAGCUAUGGCAAGGCCAGUUUCUUUAACCCACUGUGCCAGGCCUGGAAUGGAACCUGUGCCUCUACAGCAACCCAAGUCACUGCAGUUGAUUUGUAACCAAUCACAACACAGAAGGAACUCCAAAUAUAUGUAAUUUUAAUUUCUCAAUUAUACUUCAAUAAAGCUGGAAGACAAAAAGACAAAACUGUUAGAAUGGAAAUGAGUCAGUGUUUUCCAAGACAAGUGUUUUCCAAGGUACAGGCAGGAGGUGACACAAAGAGGCAUGGGAAGAUACUUGCGGUGAUAAAAUAUUUUGCAUAUUGAUUAAUAUGGUGAGUACACUACUAUAUGUAUUUGUCAAUACUUGCAGAACUUUCACUAAAAAUGAUGAAUGGUAUUCUGUGAUGAUUGUGACUUAAUACACAUGUUACACAGCCACUGACACUGGCCCCAAGUUAAUGAUGGUCCCUAGCGUUGGUAUAAGUGCAAAAGCUCUGCAGUGUCCUGGGGGCAGGAACAGAGCACGACUGUGAUACACACCCUUCCAAGGGGUGCUGGACACCUGGGGAGGUGGGCCAAGGGACAGUGGGACAAGGCCAGGCCUCCUGGGGGAGAUCAGUUUGGUCACAGGACCCUCCCCCGAAGGCAAGAGCUUCCAGGUAAGGGGCUCAGGGCUGAUGCCGACCAAUGAGAUGGGCCCUCAUGGAUGGAAUGGCAGUGACAUCAUAGUUCCGAUGCUGCCUGGCACCCACUCUGCUUCGUGUCCGAAGGCAGUUGGGAGCUCUUGUGGUCUCUGACCUGCUCUGGAGCUUGCUUGUCUGUCCUGUUCUGACCCACCAUCCCCCUCAUCCACCUUGUCACUGUUUCUAGAGGAGAGGCGCACCUCCAACAGUGAGAGCUCAGAAAGGUAAGCAAGAGAGGCACCCUCAUCCCUAAUGGGCACCUUGGGCACAGAGGCCACUUGGCAGGUGACCCCCUUCCCCAUGAGCUGUGGCUGAGCUGACACCAACACUGGAGCACAGAAGGUGAGCCAGAGGGAUGUAGCCCCUCAGGGAACCAAGGGGUGCCAGCUGCAGCCACAGCGCCCAGGCUCAUGAAGGUGGCCAAGGUCAGAGCUAAGAUUUUUGGAGUGGGGAAGGGGGGUAGGUGAAAGGAAAAUGAGGAUGAAGAGAAAUGGAAGUGGGAGGAUGGGGGCAGGAGGAGGUGAUGCAGGGGAGAAGGAGGAAAGAUGAACAGUGAAGGAACAGGGCAAGAAGGAUGAGCAGGAGGAGGACCAGCACAGAAAAGAGGAGCAGGAGGACAGGAGGCCAAGACCAGCCCAAGCCAGCUCCUUGAUGGUUAUGUUGGGGUCCCUGCAAAUGUUUUACUUGAGUGAUCCCUUGGUUUGAUGCUCAGACGUGGGGAACCUCAAGGUACUGAUUGAGGCCUGAGGGGAAAUCACUGGCCUGAUUCAAGACUAACCACAAGAGCUUCCUCUUCACAUCAGUACCCUCCUGACACUGCUAACAAGCAGUGGGAGAGGAGGAGUGAGGGAAGAUCAGGGUUCAGGGACAGCUGCUUGUGAGAGUCCAGGUACCCAGGUCCAUCCCAUCCCAGUCACCUUGCCUGCAUGGAGAGAUGACCCUCCCCCUAAGGAAAGUCAAAUUUCAGGCCAACGGUUCAGGGCUGCUCCUGGCCAAUGGGUGGGCUCCACUGUGGGUGGAAUGGCAGUGACCCCAGAGUUCUGUCUGUUGCCUGGCACCCACUCUGCUUCCUGUGCCCAGGCAGUUGGAGGCCCUUGUGGUUGCUGACCUGCUCUGACGCUCGCUCGCCUGCCCGCCCUGCUCUGACACACCUGAUUCCCACACCUUCCUGAUUGACUUGUUAUCAUUUUGAGAGGAGAGGCCCACAUCCAACCGCGAGAGUCAGAAAGGCAGUUGGAGGCCCUGUGGUCUCCGACCUGCUCUGACGCUCGCCCGUUUCUCCACCUCUCCCACCCCAUCCCUGGGUGCAUUUCCACCAAAGAGGCACAGCUCCAGCAGCGAGAGGUCACAAAACAUCAAACAUGGUGAAGAUGGAGACUCUGCUGGCCCUGGAACGAGCAGAAAUAGUGGCCAAGUAUGAGCAGGGGCACCAGUCAGGGUCUCCAGCGGACCCGGACCCAUGGGAUGAUUCUGACCUCUCGUGCUACAAGGUCACCUACAGAUGGGAACAGCCUGGCCUCAGCACCCAGGGCCUCAGCAUCCAUGGCCUCAGCACCCACAAGGCGAGGCAAAGAGCCCAGGACAUUAGGCGAGCCACUAAGUGGGUGAAGAUGCUGAGGAACUGGAGUAAAUACCAGGGCAGUCGAAAGAUGCGCCGGCGAGUCUACAAGGGGAUCCCCCCACAGGUGAGAGGACAGGCGUGGUCUCUGCUCUUGGAUCUGGAGAAGGUGAAGGUGGAGAACCAAGGGAAAUACCAGAGAAUGAAGGAGCAGGCCAGGCUCUACUCUCGGGACAUCAAAUAUAUUGACAUGGACGUGAGCCGCACCUUCCAAAACAAUAUCAUGUUCCAGGAGCGGUAUGGCAUCAAGCAGCAAGCCCUCUUCAAUGUGCUCACAGCUUACUCUGUCUACAACACAGAGGUGGGCUACUGCCAUGGCAUGAACCAGAUUGUCGCUGUCCUGCUCAUGUUUCUUAAUGAGGAGAAUGCUUUCUGGGCACUGGCUCAACUGAUGGACAACAAAAGACAUGCCAUGCAUGGCUUCUUCAUUCCGGAGUUCCCAAAACUUCAGAGAUUGCAGGCCCAUCAUGAUAAGAUUCUGGAGAGGACUCUUCCCAAGCUGAAGAGGCACCUGGACAAGGAAUACAUGUACACAGAAAUUUAUACUAAGCUGUGGUUCCAACAUUGCUUUAUUGACCAGACACCUUUCUCACUCACACUAAGACUAUGGGAUGUAUACAUCCUGGAGGGGGAGCGAAUGCUCACAGCCAUGGCCUAUACAAUCAUCAAGCUGCACAGAAAACACCUCCUGAAGCUGCCCCUGCAAGGCCUGUAUGAGUUUCUUCAGGACAAGAUCUCCGGGCCCUGGGCCCUAGAGGAUGAUGCAGUGAUCAAAAAGCUACAGGCAUCAAUGGCUGAACUGCACAGGAAGAACUGGGACCUACCUCCCCCAGCAAAACCUGAGGAGUUCCCCACGAGGACCCUGGGCGUGGAGCGAUCAUCCCUGGAACCCAAGCCUUGCCCAACCAUUAUAAGCAUUAAGGAACUCUCUGGAGAAGACGGGCCUGACCUCCCUGGCCCACCUGCUAAGCACCAGCAGCCCGGACCCUCACACAGCCAGGCCUGCCUAAAGGCUGAGGAACACCAGCAAGAGCAGACCAUGGCACCACAACUCCGUUGGAGGGCCCGAGAGCCACCACGUCUGGCCUGCCCGUUUCCACCCCUGGACAUACCUCAGGACCGGAUGUGGCCGUGGAGAUGGGCUUCUCUUCCCAACAUCCCCAGGAACUAUGAGUGUCCCCUCAAGUGGCCAAUUGAUAUAGGAUUCGAGCCCGAGUGUUGGGACCUUUGCCCCUCAGCACGGGCCAAGGUCGCCCUCAGGGCCACAUUGCAGGCCUAGCCCUGCAGUCCCACAAAGGCCUCAGCCACAGGUCCUGCCCAGGCCCACUGAACACGCAGCCAUGGGGCCCAGGACACCCCUCCUGACCCAUAGCAAGUGCAGCCAAUGCCCCUCCCAGGGCCGUGAUCAGCACGGCCAAGAUAGGAUACGUGGUUUCAAUUUCAUUACAAUUUGUAACGCUACUCCAUCGUUUUGCAAAUGACCCUCUGACAUUAUCUAUGACAUAAAGGGCAUUUGUGAUGAAGUUUUUGACAAAAAUCCAGUGACUUCUAGGAUUUGUCUUUCAAAUGACAUGCAUCUAGCCACUUGUAGCAUGAAAUUAUUGAAUCCCAAAUCCCAGUGUCCACCACAGGGUGGCAGAAUUCAUCUUCUGCCUCAGUCAUCAGGCUGCAAGUAUUCAUGGAGCAGACACUUCCAAAAACAUCUAAGCAUUCCUAUUAAGGAGCUCUAAUGGCAGUGUACCAGUAAUUUCCCACUAUAAAUCUCCUAGAGCUAGUUUCAUUUCUUUUUUGUUACUAUGAUGCAAAAAUGGUAGUGGUGAAUUUGGUAGGGUUUGCAGCAUGUCUCUAAUGACCUUAGACCAUGUUAUUUCCAGAAACUGGCCUAAUCACUUCAAACCCUUUAGUUUGGCUAAACAGAAGAGUUCUAUUUGGCUAAAUCUAUUUACCACAGCUUGCCUAGUCUCCCAAGCUUCUCCCUCUGAGACAAAAACUAUUAUGAAGUUGUCAGUAUAAUGAAUUAACUUACUUUAGGUAUGGUAAUACAUAAGUCUUUUUUAAAAAGUAUGACAGUAUGCUAAAUCUAUAUCUUUGGGGGAAAAUAGUAAACCUAUACUGUAUUCUUUUGCAUAGAAAAGUAAACUAUGCCUGACGGUUCUUUGUUUCUAAAAGUUAAUCUGGAAGCAUAAAUGUAUGCAAAUUGCAAUUAAUUUUCAAAAGAGUAAUGAGUCUUUCUAGAAGGCAAAACGAAUUAUAAUGUUAGAAUCAUAUCCUGGCUCAGAAAUACAUAUCGAAUGCAAAUCAUUAACAAAACAUGAAUUAGCCCAAUUUCACAAAGAUAUAUUUAGAAUAAGGAUAUUUCAAUAUAAAAUAUGGAAUCCCUGCUGUGGCACAAUAGGACUGGCAGCACCAAGGACACAGGUUCAAUCCCCGGCCUGGCACAGUAGGUUAAAUAAAAGAUCCUUUGUUGCCACAGCUGUGGAGUAGGUUGCAACUGCAUCUCAAAUAUGACUCCAGGCCUGGGCACUUCAUAUGCCACAAAAAAAUGUUUCAAUUAGGAUCAUUUUAGUUGUAAAUGAAAGGAAGAUCAAAUGAAAUUGUUUUUAAAUGUAAGGAUAUUUGUUGACUUGCUUAUGUAAAUGCAAACUCCAAAACCUGGACAGCCUCAGAAUGCACUGAUAAAAAUGAUCAAUUAUACUAUAAUAAAAUCCUUUACUUUUUGUAUUCUUA